Molecule: messenger RNA, 342 nt
Organism: Vittaforma corneae ATCC 50505
Lineage: Eukaryota; Fungi; Microsporidia; Nosematidae
Exons: 1
Coding region: 1-342 (113 amino acids)
Biological process (GO): transcription initiation at RNA polymerase II promoter; RNA polymerase II preinitiation complex assembly
Cellular component (GO): transcription factor TFIIA complex
Molecular function (GO): RNA polymerase II general transcription initiation factor activity; TBP-class protein binding
Source: RefSeq, a predicted model, not a curated record
AUGGAAGACCAUUAUUUACAAACACUAGUUGCGAGAGCUCUGAUUGAAACACUGGAUGUGAAGGUGAGGGAGAACGUGCUGACCCCAACCCAGGCACAGUUUGUUCUAUCAAAGUUUUAUGAGGCGGUGCCCAAAGUCUUUAACGCCUCAGUUGCCAACACGAUGAGCUUCAAGGCGAAGAUGCUGACGUACAACUAUGUUGAUGGAGUAUGGAAGUUCAUAGCAAAGGAUUUUGGGAUGAGCAUAAACAAUAAAGUAUAUAGAACCGAUUUUAUUAGAAUAAUAGCACGAGAUGCAGAUAUUAAUGGGGAUGUAGGGAGAAGAAGGAAGAGGAAAAUAUGA